AUGUACGUCGCGUGUGUUCCUGUUGCUCCUCGAUACGCCAUCUGCUCGUCAAGGCUUGUCCGAAAGCGACUCCUAUCCGAGUUUUCCUCGGAGGCCACUAAGCUUCCGUCAUACCAACAAGCCAGUUCAUCGAGGCCUUAUGCUGUAAGAUGCUUCCUCGUUCUACUGGUUGGAUUCCAUUGGACCGAUACUGAAAAGCUUUUCCGGUCUAGGACUAAAGGGCCCGGCAAACAUCAGUGCUGA
Molecule: messenger RNA, 243 nt
Organism: Puccinia graminis f. sp. tritici CRL 75-36-700-3
Lineage: Eukaryota; Fungi; Basidiomycota; Pucciniomycetes; Pucciniales; Pucciniaceae
Exons: 2
Coding region: 1-243 (80 amino acids)
Source: RefSeq, a predicted model, not a curated record